Messenger RNA from Dipodomys ordii (Ord's kangaroo rat), 1194 nucleotides. RefSeq names its product spermatogenesis associated 32 (gene Spata32). The record is from RefSeq and is a predicted model, not a curated record. Gene Ontology annotation, cellular component: perinuclear region of cytoplasm. The transcript has 5 exons. Gene Ontology annotation, molecular function: actin binding. Gene Ontology annotation, biological process: spermatogenesis. Lineage: Eukaryota; Metazoa; Chordata; Mammalia; Rodentia; Heteromyidae. Bases 1 to 1194 code for a protein of 397 amino acids.
AUGGCGACAUCACAGGCGCCUGCGCCCCCUGUAUCUUCUCCGUCCCCUACCCCCUCCGCCAAAAAGCGCACUGGAGGUGGAGGGGGAGCAACCACCAGCCCACUCCCGGCCACCCAGACACAGACUCCCCCUGUCAGCAUGGGAGUAACAGCUCCCUCCAUCACCUCCUUCUCCCUGACAGGUGCCAAUGCAUUUCCCUGCUGUGGCAAGACCUCGGUGGAUAUCGUGGAGAAACAGAAUGAUCCCAGUCAUCCCCAUCAAUCAGCAGAAGUAGGGGCACAAUCAGUAGAACAGAAACCCCUGUUCCAAGAUCCAAACCCAGAGCAGGAAGAAAACUUUGGCCUGAAAAUGAACAUGGAUCCCAUAUGGAAGGUGGACAGCUUGGAAUCUUGCAGUGACAGCUCUAAGCCAGAAUAUACUAUUGAAACCUUCCAUCCCACCGCAGAGGAGCUGGCAGAGAUGCAGAGCUUCAACCAAUGGAGCGUAGACUCGAUGUGCAGCAACCCAGAGGAGGACCAGGUACUAAUCCAACGUCGCUCCAUCCAUGCACAGACCUCCAGGCACCUCUUCUGGUCAGACAAGAAUGUCCAGGCCUCAGAGAACAGCCUACAAAAGGUGAUUGAAAUCCAAGACAAAGGUAGUAGCAAAAAGACUACCAGAAGCCACCCAGAAAAGAAAUCCAUUUCCAUUGCCACUCCCACUCUCCCAGCUGCAUGCUCCCAGAAGCCACCUGUAAGCUCCUCUCUUCCUGUCUCCCACCUUUCACCGCCCAUCGCCCUAUCGGAUCUGAUCAACUUUGCAUCUUCCCUGGCCAUAGCCUCUACUAGCAACAUGAACUUGCCCAGUUUGGAGAAAAUGCUCAAACCUGUACUACAGAAGGCUCCAGAAGCUUCUACAAAGCCCUCCCAGCCCGCUGAAGAGAAGCAAGAGCUGACAGGGAAACUCAAAACUGUAAAGUUCCAGAAAACUUGGGCUAAACAAGAAACAAACUUCCCUCACCCUUUCUUAGAAUUCAGCAAGCCAGGGAUGAAGACAGCCACCCUUGAAGGGGAAGUGAAGUUUGUCCAGACAUCAACCAUGAACUCCCAAGAAUCCCAGGAUGACUCCGUGCCACCAGGAACCAAGAAAGGGAGUCCAUUAUUGCUGAAAAUCCAUUUUAAGCUGUUAUCCCCUGAACUCCAGAGAAAUGACUAG